This is a messenger RNA of Ochotona curzoniae (black-lipped pika), 1581 nucleotides long. RefSeq names its product cytochrome P450 2D17-like. The coding region runs from base 36 to 1538 and encodes 500 amino acids. Gene Ontology annotation, biological process: xenobiotic metabolic process; arachidonate metabolic process. Lineage: Eukaryota; Metazoa; Chordata; Mammalia; Lagomorpha; Ochotonidae. The record is from RefSeq and is a predicted model, not a curated record. Gene Ontology annotation, molecular function: oxidoreductase activity, acting on paired donors, with incorporation or reduction of molecular oxygen, reduced flavin or flavoprotein as one donor, and incorporation of one atom of oxygen; heme binding; iron ion binding. The transcript has 9 exons. Gene Ontology annotation, cellular component: cytoplasm; intracellular membrane-bounded organelle.
AGCACAGCAGACGACCGUGUGGGCAUCAGGUAAUCAUGGGACUGCUGACCGGGGAUGCCCUGACGCCCCUGGCCGUGGCCGUGGCCAUCUUCCUACUCCUGGUGGACCUGAUGCAUCGGCGCCAGCGCUGGGCUGCACGCUACCCGCCGGGCCCCAUGGGAUUGCCAGUUGUGGGUAACCUGCUGCAGGUGGACUUCCAGAAUCCCACAAGCUGCUUCAGAAAGCUGCAGUACCGCUAUGGGGACGUGUUCAGCCUGCAGCUGGCCUGGACUCCUGUGGUUGUGCUCAAUGGGCUGGUGGCCAUGCGUGAGGCACUGGUGACUUACAGUGAGGACACCUCUGACCGCCCACACACUCCCCUCUUGGAGUUCCAGGGCUUUAAGCCUCACUCCCAAGGAGUGAUCAUGGCACACUAUGGGCCUGCCUGGCGUGAGCAGCGUCGCUUCUCUGUGUCCACUCUGCGCAACUUCGGCCUGGGCAAGAAGUCGCUGGAGCAGUGGGUGACCGAGGAGGCCGCCUGCCUCUGUGCUGCCUUCUCUGAACAUGCAGGACACCCAUUUCGCCCCAGCAGGCUCCUGAACAAAGCCGUGUGCAACGUCAUCGCCUCGCUCACCCAUGGGCGUCGCUUUGAGUAUGAGGAACCAUGCUUAAACAGGCUGAUAGAAGCAACCCAGAGGGCGCUGGAGGAGACGACAGGCACCAUGCCACAGGUGCUGAAUACGAUGCCCAUACUCCUGCGUAUCCCAGGGCUGUUCGACAGACUAUUCCAGGGCCAGAAGACCUUGAUGGUUGAGAUGGAGGAGCUGCUGGCUGAGCAUCGCAGGACAUGGGAUCCCACCCAACCUCCCCGAGACCUGACUGAUGCCUACCUGAUAGAGGUGGAGAAGGCCAAGGGGAACCUUGAGAGCAGCUUCAAUGAUGACAACCUGCGCAUGGUGGUGUCUGACCUGUUCAUAGCAGGGAUGGUGACCACAUCCACCACGCUGGACUGGGCCCUCCUGCUCAUGGUCCUGCACCCGGAAGUGCAACGCCGUGUCCAGCAGGAGAUUGAUGAGGUCAUAGGGCAGGUGCGACGACCAGAGAUGGCAGACCAGGCCCGCAUGCCCUUCACCUGUGCCGUGAUCCAUGAGAUUCAGCGCUUUGGGGACAUUGCUGCUCUGGGUGCACCCCAUGUGACAUCACGUGACACUGAAAUACAGGGCUUCCUCAUCCCCAAGGGGACAAUGCUCCUCACCAACCUGUCAUCGGUGCUGAAGGACGAGACCAUCUGGGAGAAGCCCUUCCGCUUCUAUCCGGAACACUUCCUCGAUGCUCAGGGCAACUUUGUGAAGAAGGAGGCCUUCAUGCCUUUCUCCACAGGUCGCCGUGCGUGUCUCGGGGAGCCCCUGGCCCGCAUGGAGCUCUUCCUCUUCUUCACCUGCCUCCUGCAGCGCUUCACGUUCUCGGUGCCCGCGGGGCAGCCCCGGCCCAGCGACCAUGCCAUAAACCGCUCCCUGAUGUUCCCAACCCCCUACCAGCUUUGUGCUGUGGUUCGUUAGUAGGGUAUGGGGGUCUAAAGUUCUCAUCGCACUACUCAACAGG